UGGAUCUGUCUUGAACGUAAAUGGGGAAGUUGAAAUGGAUGCCAGCAUCAUGAACGGAAAAGACCUGUCUGCAGGAGCCGUGUCUGCAGUCCGCUGUGUAGCAAAUCCCAUUAAACUUGCGCGGCUUGUUAUGGAAAAGACACCUCACUGCUUUCUGACUGACCAAGGUGCAGCAAAAUUUGCAGCAGCCAUGGGGGUUCCAGAGGUUCCUGGAAAGCAGUUGGUAACAGAGAGAAACAUAAAGCGCCUUGAAAAGGAGAAGCAUGAGAAAGAUGCUCAGAAAUUAGACUGUCAAAAGUAAGUGUCAUCUGCGGCUCCUGUGUUUGGGAUUUAUUCAAGUGUGA
Molecule: messenger RNA, 344 nt
Organism: Equus quagga
Lineage: Eukaryota; Metazoa; Chordata; Mammalia; Perissodactyla; Equidae
Product: isoaspartyl peptidase/L-asparaginase-like
Exons: 2
Coding region: 35-301 (88 amino acids)
Molecular function (GO): hydrolase activity
Source: RefSeq, a predicted model, not a curated record